Molecule: messenger RNA, 3825 nt
Organism: Bicyclus anynana (squinting bush brown)
Lineage: Eukaryota; Metazoa; Arthropoda; Insecta; Lepidoptera; Nymphalidae
Product: zinc finger protein 532
Exons: 3
Coding region: 237-2177 (646 amino acids)
Source: RefSeq, a predicted model, not a curated record
UUUCGUAUGGCGACACUUUCUGUUCAAGCUGUCAAUAUUUAGAAGGGUGGAAAUUUUUACAUCGUUUUGGAAAAUAGCACGAGAAAUAAUAAGAUAUGUUAACGUUAGUCCUAAACAUUUUUACUCACAGUUGUUAACAAAAAUAAUAAGGAAAUAUAAAUGUGUGUUCAUGGUAAGAAGCUUUCAGCUACUCGUCCAUACUUUUGUAGGGGUAUAGUAAUAAAUAAUAUACAGCCAUGAGCAUAAAUAUAAUGAAUGAGAAACUUACUAUAAAAGACUUGAUUUUCACUAAAGCGUUGCCAAACUACAAAAUUCCUAUACCGACAGAUGGUUACAAAAUUUUUUCAUGUACAGACUGCGGAGACAAGUUUCUUUUUGAGUCAAGUUAUGAACACCACAUAAACCGCAAGUCACUGAAGAUCUCAUAUUUUUGCAGGCACUGCAUGAUAGCUAUAGUGUUUUAUAAUCGAUGUAAUUUGUUAUCACACAUUAGGUCUCAUGGAUUUAAAUCUGCAACAAUUACUGUUACAGACUUGAAAAUAGAGCCACUGCCACUUGAACAUUUUAACUUGUCUAUUUUACAAAAACCAAAACCCCAGCCUGAAAAUAAUACUAAUCAACCAAAGAAUACUAAUUGCUAUGAAUGCAAUAAAAACAUAUAUAAACAUGGAGUCAUAUAUAAAGACAGAGCAGCACAUUAUAUGCAGCAAACAAAAGAAGCACAUGCAUGUCCAAUCUGCAUGUUUGUAUUUCCAACUACUUGUGGUCUGGAAGCUCAUUUACGCAUUCAUUUAAAUAUCCCUCCAUUCUUUUGUGCAGAAUGUGGAAUGCACUUGCCUAACAGAGUUGCAUCAUACCCUUUUGAUCAUGAUUGUGAAGGUUUCAAGAGAAUGAAAUCAGCUACUAGACUGACAUGCAACAUAGACCAAUGUGAAAACAUUUUUCACCCUGAUGAAUACAGAACACAUUUUAAAACUCAUCUAAAAAGAGUAUAUAGGUGCUCCUUUUGUUUAGAAAUGUGGUUUACUGCAACAAAGACUCAAUGUACAUUAUGUAAAAAAGGUAACAUCACAAAUUAUAUUCAGUGUCCAAAAUGUCCACAGAAGUUGUUUGCAGAGAGCCUGAUAGAGAGACACUUAAACCCCCAUUGCUCUCAAAUAAGAGAUAAAUUAAAUGAACAAUCUUAUCCAUGUACAGUAUGUGAUGCAGUAUUUAAGCAAAUGUACAAUUUGAUUAAUCACCAUGUAAACAAACAUUCGUCAGCAAAUUUGAAGACAUUUUUAUCAAAAUUUUCAUUUAAAGAUGCAAAUAAGCAGCCAAAGUUUCGAAAGCAUGUUUAUCAUCGUGUCAUUAAAAAAUGCAGUAAGUGUUCACGUAGUUUCACGUAUAGGUGCCUUUAUGAAAAUAUCAAAAAACUACCUAUUGAUUGUCCCUUUAAGUGUUCUUCAAAUACUGGUACUCAAAGUACUUCACUACAGGCUAAUGAAGCAAGUGAUAAUAAUUUGGAAAUAAUAUGUCCCUUGUGUAAAAUGAAAGUUAGCCAAAAUUGGAUAAAUAUUAAAGCACAUUAUGCAGAAUUUCAUAAAAAUCACAAAUGUCUAGAUAUUCAAGUAUUACUAUACCAGUUGGAUAGAAAAAAAAUACUGUCUAAGAAAACUAAUAGUAAAAAAAUCAGACAUGCCACUAAGAAUAAAUUUAAAAGGAGUACAUCACAAGUAAGUAAAAAGUCUGUUAAUAAAGAAGAAGAUAAAGUAGAUGACGUACAACCAAAUUUGAAAAACAAUGUAAAUGUAUGUACCAUAUGCAGUUAUAGUUGUGAAAAUAGAGAAAUUUUGGAAAGUCACAUACUGACCCACAGAGACCCUUGUAUGGCAUACCAGUGCUUAGAAUGUGGUAAAUCUUUUGUUGUUAAACCAUCCUUCUCAACUCACUUAUUAUUAGAACAUGGGAUAUCUGAUGUCCAAGCAUACAUUGAUAAAAAGCCAUGCUAUAAUGAGUUAGCUUUGUUGAAAGAUCAAAAUGCUUUAAAUCCCCCAGUUGAUGAACCAGUUAAAGAAAACCAAUGUAGAAUUUGUAGGGAACAAUUUGAAACUUCCAAUGAUCUAGAAAAACAUUUUAGAGUACAUGGUAUGGCAUUUCUAAUGAAAAAUGCACAAAAACACAGCAUUAGUCCUUAACUUCAUACAUAGAGAGAAAACCUACUUUUUCUCUAAUAAUUAAGUUUGUAAAAAGUUACCUGCCUAAGUUAGAUUGAUGAAAAGAUAAGCCAUCCUAAAAAUAUAUGCCUCUUAUCCGAGUACAGGGAUGGGAGGAAGGCGUUAGGGGGGCGGAAGUUGUCGUGUUUAUUAAAUGGGAAAUCAGUGGGACUUUUUCUUCUGAUUGUGGAAGUGCCGUAAGCACCCUAAUGGGAUCUCAGCGACGUCACCGUUUAGGUGAGCGCAGAAGCUUUGUCUGAUGGGGCCCGAAGGCUGAAUAGAUGGGCGGAAGUCUCUAAGCGCGUUUCUUCUGAGACUUGGACCUCAGCAUGAAGGGCCGUUCUAGACGGUUUUGGCCUGAGUGUAUUAGUCCAGGCGCCUUCGAGAUCGUGAUUUAAAAACUCGUCACGUGACGUCGCCACUUCGGGUGACGUCAAAUAUCGAAGGCUUCGUCUUCGCCGGCGAAGACACAGUUUAGCUUGUUUUUGACUUGCCUGGGUUCCACAGACGAGGACUCAGUCAGUUGCAUAAGCUAAGUUCUUACUUUAAUGUUUUUAAAUGUGUUUUUUGUGGUUUUUAUUUAGUUAUUUAUAAAGCGACGGCUAUAAAGGAGACCGUUAAUUGCAUUCUACUUUGAGUCUAGCGUCCUACCAAUGCAGAGAGCGCAGUUAAGAGUAUCAUAUUAUAGGAACGAUGAACACAACCUCCAAAAUAAAAUAAAAGGGUUUGGUGUGAACUCCCUCUUAGUGCUAUUAGAUUUUAUUACGACUCUACACACACUAAGAUUAACUAUAAUUAUAUUACAAGGAUGUAACAAACACUGCAACUCUUGUCCCAGUUUGCUAUGGGUACGCUCGAGCGUAACCUUUGUAUUUAUAAAUGCAUUGUUUAUUAUAAUUUGACAGUUUAAUAUGUAUAGGUAGACGCAUAGAAUAACCGGAGAAACGGUGGCUGCGCCUUGGUCUCUCAUACAAUUUCUUGAUUCUAGAUUCGUAGGUUUAGCGUACGUAUGUAUAGGUACCUACCUACUAGCCAUGCUUGUUAAUUUUAAGUAGAUACAUAUUGUUUAAAGUUUUACGUACCUAUAAAGUAGUCAUAUGAUGCACACCAAGAAAUGGGACUUGUCCCAUUACAGCGGAUAUCUUUCAUAGCAUCGAAUUCGAUGAACGAGAGAUAUAAUUAAUUAUGUAGGUAGUCCAAUUAUCUCGUCUUGGUCCUGUUGGAUGUCCUGAAGGAAUGUGUAAGAGGUUCUAAACUGGUGUCUGGUACAUUUUCGGAUGUUGAUAACAACUUACUUCUUAUGUAUGUACAAUUAUUUACAUAUACUCAGAGGCACAAUCAUCCGUCCACUUUAUUAUACUCGCGUCAUAUUAAAGAGGGCGGAUAAUUGUGCCUGAGUAUAUAUCAAACUCACUGAUUUUGCAAUAUAUAAUCUAUUAAAUCAAUUUUACUGAUAAGGUUGAAUAUUUUUAGUGACAAUUAUUAUUAAUAAUAGGUAUUAUACAUUAAUUCUUCGCAUCAGUUAAGUAAGAGGCUAACUUUUGAUUGUGUGAUAUGCCUGAAUUAUUAGAUACCUACCUACUAUUGAGUUGUAAAUGUUAUUCAAAUAAAAUAUUUUAUAAAGGGAAAA